AUGAUCGUCUAUGUCUUGCUGCUAUUGAUUCACUUAUUCAUACUGCUUCUUCUCUCUUCUGCAUUGAAAAAAGACGUGAAGGACCUCACGGUCGAACCAUCGCUGGAUUCUUUAACAAAGAACAAGAUGCAGAGCAGCAACGCCAUGACCAUGUCCAAGAAUUCUCCAGCACGUGUCAAUGACAUUUCAAUGAUUGACAAUCGAGAUAUUUCCGUGACAUCUUCCCACGUGAUUCCGAUUGAAAGCACUUACCCGAAUGACCUCUCUCGAGCCUUUCCUAGAGUCUGUCAAAAAGCAAAAAGUGGUGUGCAACUCUGCCACGCAGUGGCAGUUUUCGUGACGGAGCGUGCAGGACUGGAGAGUAACUAUGCUCAAGCACAGCUUAAGCUCGCUCAGAGUGCAGAGGCUGAAGACUGGUCGGAGCAUUGUACACAAUGCUGGAAAACAUUUCGAGAGGCAUUAGAGCAUCUGGCCCAAGAGCGAUGGGCGUUUGCGUCGACAAUGCAGACUUCUAUUGUACCUGGUGCAAAAACCUUUGCAGCACAGCAGGAAAUUCAGGUACAACGACUGAUUACAGAGGGGACCAAGAUGCGCUGGGCUCAACAACAGAUGUCUUCUUCGCUGGACAAAGCAAAAGCAAAAUAUGACUGCAAGUGCCAGGAAGCGAUUGAUAUGAUCGCAACGGUGCGGAAAAGUGACAACAUGUCUUCGACAGAUACUAACUCGUUGUCAUCGGACUCGUCGCCGGGCGAAGUGUCACUCUCGAAGGAACUGACGGACAAACUGGCAGCAGGUGCUGGACAGCUACUGACAAAGAUGUGGGAUACCACAUAUGCGUUUGGACGCAAUCCGCUAGAACGACAGCGCUCGAAGUUAUGCGGUUGUUUUGAAGGUGUCAUCGCCGCCGAAAAAUAUUACCUCCAGACUGUGCAAUACACAAAUGCGCAGCGUCUUAUCUUUGUGCGAAAGAUCAACGAGAAUUUACAUGCUCUACAGCUGACGGAAGAGCAGCGACUCGAAUACCUUCGAGAUAUCCUGAUGCGAAUGCAAAAAGCAUUUAUUGACAUGUUGUCUCGAUCCCAGCAGUUCGUUGAGCAAAUGAAAACGAGUGCCAACGAGUUUGAUGAAAUGGCUGAUAUUGAAAAAGGUUUUCAAAGUCUUGGAAGUCAAGAGGAAGUGGAUGUCAAUCGAGCAGACCUAUCGAUAAAUCCUUUCUACCUUCACAUGACGCAUAUCCAGGCGAAGUCAGAUGAUGGUCAGCGAAUGAUUGAAACUAUUAACUCAGUCGUGGUAGAGCUCAUUGCUAGUGAAAAUCGCUUUUUGCAGUCACUGCACAGAUUACUGCGAACUCAUGAGAAUGGUGGUCUUUCUCCGACUACAGAUCUCUUUGGCGCAUCAUCAUCCAAUACGCACAUGAACUUCCUGGCCGAUGAAGGUGCAACGAUGACGAAUGGAUGGAUAGCGGUAAAGGAUCAAACAAAUCUUCUCUUGGAAGUUCAUCAGGAAUUCCAAUCGCUACUUGCCGAGCCUGUGUCGCUUAUUCUUGACACCAUGAAGAGAGAGUACGAGAGCGUCCGCGUUUCAACGCAGGAAAACUUUUUGAAGCUGCACUCAACAUUGUGCAAUGAGACAGCUGCACACAAAAGGCUUCAGCAGAAACUGGAUGCAACAUCCCGGGACUCUGCAAUAGGCUAUUCGCAUUUGCCAGGGUCACCACCCGUGAAGGCAAAUUCUCACGACAUUGAAGUCACUCAAGCCCUGAAAAUGCUGAGUACUAAUACGGGUUUCUUUAAUGAGAAGGAACGGCGAUCAGAAACUAAGCUCCGGCAGCUUGCGGAAAAAAAUCGUCUGUUGCAAACACAACUUGCCAAAAGCACCAGCUUUCUGCAACAGACAUAUCAAGCAUACGUUCAGGAAUCCGAGGCGUUCAUUUCGACUUACAUGGAAAACGAGAGAUAUCGCCUUCAGGCUGGCAAGAACUCGCUGCAGUCGUUGGCCAAAGCGAUUGAGCACAUGUUGCGCAGUGGCACAUCAGUCGGAAACAAAGCGCUCGUAGAAUUUGAAAAAAUUGAUCCAAGCGAAGAUAUUGCUGAGUUUAUUCGAAUGAACCGACAACCGAUUAAACGGGUCAAGCAUAUCGUUGCAAAUUACCACGACAACGACAUCUUGAAAGUAGCCAUACGGGAGUAUCUUGUGUCGCUUGACGCUUCGUCAUCGACGGCUUCAGAAAAUGCGGACAAGUUCCUACGAAGCCCUACCAGCGGCAUGUAUUCACCAAUUUUCAGGAACGAUGCUUUACGUGAGAAGAAACUUUCGCGUGCAAGUACUUUACUGGCAGACGAUGAGCAUGCAAUUUUGACAAAGAAGGAUAAUGCAGGCGGAAGUGUCUCGAGCGAGGAUGAAAGUGCAAAUUCUGGAACAGAGCAAGAUGACAAACUCGUUGAAGCGCAGCCUCUGGAGGAUUCUGACUUUCAAAGGCAGUUCAAGCUGGAUUCGCCUGAGCAGGUCGUCGAAAGUUUUUCAUGUGCUCUAUUCCUCUCCAACUUUCCGUUCCAUGGACGAUUAUACCUGACGAGGAACCGAAUGUGCUUUUCCGGGUGGAGGGACACAAUAUUUGUAGCUUUGUUCUCAGAGAUUACUGCAAUGGGAAAAAAGAACACAGCACUGAUCGUUCCCAACGCGAUUGAGAUCACUGUGAAAGGAGAGAAAGUGUUUUUCACGUCGUUUAUAUUUCGUGAUGAAUGCUUUCAUAGCAUUCAACAGUUGCGCUCCAUCAAGAAAAAAGCUGCAACGCUUUUGUCAGAUACAACAAAGCAACCGUAUACAGAGUCACUAGAUGCUGACAGCGAAUUUGUGACUGGCAACGAGUCAAGACGACAAAGGAGGUGCAAUGAUGUAGUUGCUGUAGCUCCAAGUCGUAAACGGUCCUCGCUUCCCGACGUCAAGAAUAUUGACUACAAGUUCAUUGACAUCGCAGACGAAACAGCUACUGAAGACCGCCGCGAUCCAUCGCUACAUCUUUCGGAUUCUAUGACAUCGAAAGCUCCACUUGUGAUCCCAGACAAAGAUAUUUUGCUCGACGAAUACGAUUUACUGGUAGACGAAGAAGUUGCGCUCAGCGUCGAUACUGCUUUCUUGACAUUAUGGAUUGAGUCUGACACUCUCUUUCGUAAUCUACUCGUUGCUGCCGGCUCAACGGGUAUCUCAUUGCCUCCUUGGAAAAAGAAAGCUGUUGUGUAUACAGCGGUGAACAAACCGGACACGUUUGAUGCUUCUCGGUUGGUUUCGUAUACCCACAACAAAAAGUAUAUGAUAGGACCCAGUGUCAUUCCGACAUCUCAAACUCAACGCUAUGCGUACACACCCGGCAGUCGCCUCAUUGUGAGCACAACGACGUGCGUUUCCGAUGUACCAUACUGCGACUAUUUUCGCGUUGAACAGCGAUGGGUCUUUAGUGCUACGCAAAAGUCUGGUGUGAGCUUAGCACAGGUGGGGCUUCGUGUGCAAUGGUUGAAAAAUACGUGGUUGAAGAAGCAGAUUGAGAGUGCCGCUAUCUCCGAAGCUAAGGAUGCCGUGAAAGCAUGA
Peronospora farinosa is the source of this 3585-nucleotide messenger RNA. NCBI's taxonomy places the organism in Eukaryota, Oomycota, Peronosporomycetes, Peronosporales, Peronosporaceae. The record is from the annotation of a GenBank genome assembly.